Molecule: messenger RNA, 2273 nt
Organism: Cataglyphis hispanica
Lineage: Eukaryota; Metazoa; Arthropoda; Insecta; Hymenoptera; Formicidae
Exons: 11
Coding region: 220-2073 (617 amino acids)
Biological process (GO): mitotic sister chromatid separation; meiotic chromosome condensation
Cellular component (GO): nucleus; condensin complex
Molecular function (GO): chromatin binding
Source: RefSeq, a predicted model, not a curated record
AUAUUUUACGAUCUAUGCCCAAACCAUAGCAAUAAAUAAAAGUGAAUAGAAGCAAUAGCUAUUGUUGUUGUCGUUAGGUUAAGUGAUAGUGCUUUGGAGUGAUUCUUUUGAUAAAAGCGCGUCUCUACAAAAUUCUCGAGAAAAUAGAACGUGAGUAAGUGAUUGGCACACAUUUAUGUUUCCUAUGCGGAUUACCGUGAGAUUUAUGAGUCAACAAAGAUGGUUACCAUACAAGAUAUUGGUCUCCAGCUUACGAAACCAGUGAAAGAAUUAGCAAAAUGGAACUUUCCCUUCUCACAAACUUUGGAGAAAUAUUGUUCUAUAUUCAAUACAACGUGCAAUAAAAGUUUUGGGGAAGCUGGACUUGUCCUGCAAAAUUCUGCAGCUGUAUAUGUUCAUAGAGUCGAUUCUCUCUGGAGUACAACAGAAGACUCUAGAAAUUUAUUAUUGAAUGAUGAACACGAAGAAGAAACACAGAAUUCUACCAAGAGAAAAGAUAGGAAGACUGACAUGUGCUUUAAAGAAUUCAAAACUAUCAACUUUACCAAGGAAGUAAACAAUAAUAUCAAUAUUAAAAAGGAUCAUAUGACAAAUGAUACUGUCAAAUCAAAAAAGCGCUGUUUUACUCAACUAGAGAAAGGUAUCGCGCAACAUGUCUCUAUUGAUAUCUAUGAUGUAAAUGGAGAAGUCAUUGGUAAAAAAUAUGAUUUUCGCUGCAAUCAAAACAUUAGUAUAGAUGGUGUACUGGUCGAUGCUUUGGCUGAGUUUGCACCUCAAGAUUUUUGUUGCGACAGUGAUAAUUCUGAGUCCUUAUUGACUCUGGAUUGUACAAUACACGAUGAUAAUGAUCAAAACGGUAGUAGCGAUAUUGAGUUUGAAAGGAAUAAUAAUGAUUCAUUGGGAGAAGAGAUUUCUGAUUCAGUUACAUCUUUGGAAUUGACUCAACAAAAUCUGUCUUUGUCCAAGAGCACAGGUUCCAACACACUCAGCGAUAUCUCAAAUGAAAUGUAUUCUAAUACACAAAACAAUACCAACUCAUUGAUAACCACACCAAAUAACAUUGAUAAUCACAGCAACAACACUACUUUGAAUAAUAAUGAUUCGUUAGAUAAUUCUUUGAACAAUAUCGAGAAAAGUAUAGACGUUGGUAGUGUAUUAGAUAGUCCACCCGAAUCGGUAAAUUCGAAAGAUAGAAGAACGUCAUCGACGGACGAUCUAAGCUUGUUAAAUGAUGCAAAUGAAGAUCUAUCGCAAAUAAAUUCAGCUAUCAGCAUUAUAGAAAAUACUUCUUUAAGUAACAAUACAAAGAGUAAAAUAAAAUUGCAGUCUUCGAGGUCGACAUCGAAAUCGAUUAAACGAAAGUUUAAUCGAAUAGCAAAGGACGAAGCACUUACAUCUACUAAGAGAGGACAACGUAUAACAAAGAAAAAUCACGCGCAUAUUUUGGAGGAAUCGAUUUACUCGAGAAAAGAUAGACCAAGUAUGUUCAAGAAACAUUUGAGUACCUGUAUAAAAUAUAUACGAAAGUACAAUCCUUUGCAAUACAACAAUGUGACGAAUGUAGAUAUGGACCUCUUAGGAUUUCAGUUAUGCGUUAAUGUAAAAGUGAAUACGAAUAUUAGCGAUAAUAACAUAACGGACAGUUCGAUUAAUGAGAUUUCCGAAUCUCGCAGUCCGAGUCCCAUAAGCAUGUUGCCUCCGCAUGAAAAUUUUUGCGACAUCUGGCUGCAAUCGGACUCAUCGCAUUUCUUACCAAAAAAUGUUGACAAAUGGCACGAAUGGAUACAACCUAAAUUACGCGAGGCCGAGCAAAGAUCCACGUUUUGCAUUCGCAACUAUGCGUCGCAAAUUAUGGAGACUCUAAAGGCGAAUGAUCAACGGAAAAUCAGUUUUGAUGCCGUUAUUCAAAACGAACACGAAGUGGCCAGAUACUUUUUAGCAUUGUUGGACUUGGCCUCGAAACAAAAUGUAAAUAUAAACGUGGAUAAGGAUCUCGAGCAUGAUAUAGAAAUUGUUUUAUGUGAAGAGGAUAGAUCGUGUUCUAUCAAUGGCCAAAUGGAUUCACAUGAUUAAUGUGCAAAUAUUCUAGUUCCAGGAGCGUUGCAUUAAUAUAUAUUAAAGAAAAUCAUUUUAUAUAUCGACUAUCGGGGGAAUAGAAAGCCCUGUUGUACUGUGAUAUUCUACUAUAAGAGUGCAAUUGAAUAUCUUCAUCAAAAAUAUAUAUCUUAUAUUUGUGUAUUAAAUACUUUUUGACGGCAUAACUGCAUAUAUAU